CUCAUGUUUCGUCUAAAAAAAUGUUAUACAAAAUUGUCUUCUUCAUUUGUUUCAUCUUCAUUAUUGUUUGUUGUUUUCAAAAAGAAGUGACGUGUCUUAAAUUUUCAAUUGAAGAGAAUCACAACAUAAAAGUUGAACCGUUUAAGACUCCAAUAAACAAACGUGAUAUCUCUCAAUUCUUUGAUAAAGCAUCCUAUUCAUUUAAUGGCUUGGAAAAAGUCGAAUCAGUUCCAAUAAUAUUUCCCCUGGAUAUAUGCUUUUUCAAUGUUGAAUCUGUAAGACAUGCUGCCUGUUUGCAUAUCAACGAGAAUGGAGUUCGAAAUUUCGUAAUUUUUAAAGCAGAAAAUGGGACCUAUGACAAACUUUACAGCUUAGAAACCCCUUUAGCAAUUGGAAUUGACUGUAAAUCAUUUGGUCCAAAAGGUUAUAUAGCCAUUGCCUAUAAUCUAACUCAACCAGUUGAGCGGGCUAAUCAAGGAUCACCGAUUUUCCAAGUUGAUUCUAAUCGUAUCAAAUUCAUCCAAUACUUCGGAUCACAAGGCCUUAGAGCGGUCUACCUACGAGCGACACCAAAUGAUCUCUUCCUUUUGCAAACUUUCGUGACUACAGUCAAUACAACUCACUUUUGCCCAUAUUUCAAAUGGUCUGGUUAUGGAUUUAAUAAACUUGGUAAGAUCCCGUGCAGCAAUGCUAAGAGAUUGGAACCAUUUUCAAUUGACUCGGAGAGUUAUGUGGCAGUGGCCAAUUACGCUGAUCAAAAUGGUCGGACCGAAACUAAUUCGAUGAUCUACAAAUAUGAUCGAGAGAAAAAGAAACUUGUGAAUUUUCAGAAGAUCAAGACUUAUGGUGCUGUGGAUGUCAAGUACUUUAGUUUGCCGUUUGAAGAUAUCAGAAAACAGCACUAUUUGAUAUUUGGUAAUUCUCAAGCUGGUGGCGGUGAGGCUAAUGAACAUGAAGAAGUUGAAGCUCAGUCAGUGAUUUAUAAGUUUGAAAAGGGAACUUUUAUCCCGUAUCAAUCACUGCCCUUGUAUUCGGUUGAGAAAUUCCUGCCAGUGGAGAAUAUAGAAAUAGAGAAGUUUAUUCUCCUUGUGGCCUGUUCAAAUCAGGAGAUUAAAAUCUUCAACAUGAAUGAUUGGAAAUUCGAAGAAUCCAAAGCUCAAUUCACUGAAGGUGCUCUGGGCAAGGGAGUUUCCAACAUGCGCAUUUUUGAAGAAAACGACUUGAGUUAUCUCGGUAAAGUCCCACAUUUCCUCAUUGGAAACAGUCAAUUUAUUUCUUUUUCACUUUUAGUAAUCGCCAACGAACGCAUGAUCGAGAAUGAAACGAAUGUUUUCCUGCCCAUCUUUACCCAAGAAGAGCAUGCUAAUACCCUCCGACAACAAAUCAUCGAUUGGACUGUUGAUGCUAUUGAUCGUCUAAGUAAAGUUGAUGUGGAAAAAUUGAAAAAUGAUGUUUUAGCAGCAGAGAAGGUGAAAAAAGGUCGUAGGACAGCAGAAAUUCGUGACAUUCCAUCGGCAAAUAUUGAAAUUGCUUAUACAAAAUCGUUUAUCAACCAGCAACGAAAUUUCACAGCAAGUUAUUGGAAGACGUUAUCCUACGCCCAGCAGUCACUUGAAGUUCUAGAAGCUAGAGCAAAUAAAAAAUCGUUAAUGAAACGUCACACUUCGUCUGGAGAUAGCAUUGAAUACGUACAAGAUACUCUUAACGUUGGAACAUUGGUGGUUCGAAAUGACUUCAAGGCGAAGAAAAUUAAUGGAAUCGAUGUAUCUGAUAUUCAACUGAACAAAGUUUCAGCUCCCAAGGUGGUUGUCAAUGGAAACUUCAAACGCCCGCCCGAAGCUCGGAGUGACACCAAUCCAGAGUUUCUUGAUUCUAUGAAUGUGGAACAUUUAAUGAUCACAGGAAAAUUAAAUGACAUCAGCUGGUCUGAUUUGCAAUUGAAUACUCUCAAGAAAUCUGGGCAGCAAUUUUUAAAAGCACCUGUUAAGAUUGGAAAUUUACAAACCGAUUCGAUGUUCGUUAUUUCGGGCACUGUUAGUGGACAAAGUCUUUCAAAACUGGUGCGAACUGAUGGUGGAAGUUUUGUUAUUAAUCAAGAUGUUCAAUUCGCUGAGCCGAUUUAUGCCAGGAACUUGACAAUCAAUGACCGUUUGAAUAACAUGCAUGUGCUACAGAAUAAAUUAGAUGUCUUGCUUCUAAACUCAGAUGAAGUCCAACACAUGACCGGGAAGAAGACAUUUGAAAAUGUAAAGCUCCUUGAACCAGUUAAGAUUUCGGGUAAAAUGUUUGGAAGCUUGGACUUUUGGUCUCCCUUUAAGACCAUUCAUGAACCACUUAAUCUAACUGGAGAUUUCACAAUAACAGGCGAUGUUACUAUAAAAAAUCUUCUAUCAGCCAAAAAUAUCGUUGGCAGCUCAGGUGAAUUCGAUGUCAAGAAAGCUCUUGAACAAGGUUUGCGUAGUUCUGGGUCUCUUACUGGACUUAAAUUGAAUUUUAAACAACCUAUCCAAGCUAAUAAUUCAAUGGUUUCAUUUAUUAAUGGCUUUGAUUUGCAACAGUUAGUUCCAACGGGUUUCGAUGAGGUUCAAAUUAUUGAAGGUCGUAAGAUUUUCAAUGGAGAUAUAAAAAUUUCCGAGGGAUUUGCUGAGGUUAAGGUUCUCAAUGGCAUUGAGAUAGACAAUUUUGAAAAAAGACUUCUUACAAAAGAUGGACAGCAAAAUAUCACUGGAAACCUUAAGUUCAAGAAACUAACUACUAAAAGAAUCACAUCACCAUCGAUUAAAUUGCGGGAUAGAGAGCUCUCGGAGUAUCUUACCACAUCAGGAGAUCAAGUUUCAGAAGGUUCUUUGAAGGUAGAGAGUUUCAAAACACAAUUUGCCAAAAUACAAAAUGUUCAAACCAAGCACAAAGUUUUCGGAACAAAUCUCGAUCAAAAAUUAACCGAUCCAAAUCCGGAAAUAUUCAACAACUAUCCGGGAACAAUUCGAGUUGAGAAUCUUAAAGUAGCAGGAUCUAUAAAUAAUAAGCCAAUCGAAAAAAUCGAAGAAUUGCUAACCCAAUUAAAUGGCAAUGUUAAAUAUGUAGGAGGAAUGAAAUUUCCGUACGACAUCAAAGUUUCAAACGUCAGUUUUACGGGUAAAUUUAAUGAAAUCCCUGCAGAGGAUUUUGGAAAUUGUUGGUUGCAGCAGAAUCGAGACCAGAUUUUCACAGCACCUCAAACGCUUGCAAAUGUAGCAACUGAGAAAGGGAUAAAGCUGGGUGGAAAACUGAAUGGUCAUGAUUUUGAUGAAUUUGUUUCGGGAACAUAUUUUAUAAACCGAGACGAGCAUAUUAGCAAUGCAGUUUUCGAAAAUUCAAUUAAAGUAAAAAAUGUUUUAAGAGCUUCCACUGUCAAUGGACUGAGAAUUCCCGAAGACAUUUUAACAGCAAACUCUGUUGAACCACAAAUCCUCAACGAAGCAAUGAUAUGCAAAAAAGAUGUUUAUGUAAAAGGACAAAUUCGUCGAUUAUCCACUGUGAACAAUUUAAAUUUGGCACUUUUGAAUGAAUACAUCGAUGGAAAUCCACAAACUGUAGCUGUUCAAAAUGCGAUUUUUGAAAAAGCACCUUCGUUUAUCACACUUAAUUCUCAUAAUUUAAGCAAAACUAUGGAAUAUGCUUGGUUUGCUAAUGAAGAUGUCGAUUUACAACAUCAUGUUGAAAUAGCCGAUGGGUAUUUUGAAGGUCCAAUUGAUUUAGAAGGUCCUAUCAAUGGAAUGAAUUUAAAAUAUUUAAAAGAAAACUACUUCAGCUUGUCUAAACCUCAACAAGUUUCGGCAGAAAUGAUAUUUUCAAAGCCAGUUGUUUUUGAAAAUGAUUUUAAAGUCGAAGAUUUGCACUUAUUUGGACCAAUCAUUGAACGAAGCAGUAACUCCGAAAUUGAUUUCAAUGAUUUUGUGGAGAAUUCUCUUCUUACGUCUGGUAAACAAAAAGUAACUAAACAAUGGAAAAUCUAUGAAGCAUUUGUUGCAGGAGAUCUUAACAACAUUCGUAUAAACAACUUAAAUCUCAUUGACGACGUAGUUCGUUUGGAUGUCUCCCAGAAUACAAUUACAGCUCCCAAACAAGUUGAAUCAGCAAAAAUUAAGGAUCUUUAUUGUUCUCCCAGAAGCACUGUCAAUGAUGUCGAUCUCACCGAAUGGAUUUACAACACAGUUUUUGUUUAUGAAAAUUAUACAAUUCUGGGCAGAACUACAGUGGAUUCUGCAAUUAUCUAUAGCAAUAUCGAGGUUUUUGGAACAGUUAAUAAUAUGACCUUCGAUGAGGAAAACUUACUUCUUCGUGAUAAGGAUCAAGUGAUCAAUGGAAAUGUUAAAAUUGUUACUAAAUUUCCAAAAGAAAAACUCAUUCUAUCGAACUCAAUUGAAGAACUUCAAGCUGAUUCGAUAAAUGGAAUAAAUAUUAACGAGUUCUUUAAAAAUCAAAUCAUGGAAGAUGAUAUUAAAAUGCCUGUUAACCUUGAGAGUUCGAUUGUUUUUGAGAAUUCUGUUAGUGCAGAGCAUUUUGAAAGUGAAGAAGAGUUGAGAGACUCGAAAGUGAAAAGUUUUGAUUACAAUUUGAUGAACAAUAAGACAGUUAAAGCUUUUGGGCAAUUAGAAGAAAUAGUUGAGAGACUUGGAAAAACUUAUAAAAAUACAAAAUAUUAUUUGAGCCAUUUCGAACAAAAACAAACGAUGCCUAUUCAAGCUCAAAAAGUUAUCAGUCUGACUUUGAGUGUUAAUGACCAAUUUGUGGAUGUAAUUGGAGUUUUGAAAGAUAAUGAGGAUAAUAAUUUAUUCUUCUAUCGUUGGGACUUUUAUCAACAGCAAUUUGUAAUCGAUAAAAAUCUUUCUUGGCUUCCUCACAGAAAAGCUCUCAUGGAUAUCUUCAGAGUCGCAUUCGGGAAUGCGGAGUAUGUUGCUAUCAGAAAGUCCUUACAAAACACUUUUCAUCCUCAAGUUAUGUCCAUGGAAACCGAAGGCUUAGAAGGAGUGAUUAAUGACAACAAAUCACCAGAAAUGAUUGAAGCUCUAGAACUCGACGAUCAGAACUGUUUUGUGGCCAAUAAAGAAAACAACAAAAGCUUAGGUGUCUACUGUGUGGAUCAUGGCGACAAGGGACUCAAAUUUGUCCACAAAAACGAUAUCAACAGAGAAGGAGUGAUGCAGAUUGUUUCUCUAGAGAAGAACCUAAUAGUUAUUCUCCUUAACGACUCAGUUGAAAUCUGGAAGCCUAAUGAACCAGAAAAAUGUAAACAAAAGAUUCCAGCAGUAACUCCAUCUCAAAUAGCAGCGGUAGUAGCCGGCGACUCGGAAAAGUUCAUUGCCAUUUGUUCGAAAAUAAAGCCCAAGUCGUUCCACCACGGACUUGUCGACAUUUACAGGUCAACCGAGGACAAACCCUUCCAACUAAUGCAAACCAUCGAGGUCGUUAGCCCUCUGCAAGUUGAAUUUGUCCUCCUGCCGCAGUCAGAAGACAUCCUACUCAGCAUCCUUACAGAAAGCUUCAACGAACCCCUGGCCAUUUAUCAAUACAAAGGUGUUGUCGGCUUCCAGUCAAUCGUCAGCUCGUCAACACUUACCCCAGGGACCAGCAUCAGUGUGAUUCACCUGAAGGCUAGUCAACAGCAUCUCAUUGCCGUGAUGUCGAGGGACGAACUCACCUUCAUCGAAGCUGUGCUCCACAAAACAUAA
This is a messenger RNA of Eupeodes corollae, 5711 nucleotides long. RefSeq lists its product as uncharacterized. Gene Ontology annotation, biological process: signal transduction. NCBI's taxonomy places the organism in Eukaryota, Metazoa, Arthropoda, Insecta, Diptera, Syrphidae. The transcript is spliced from 14 exons. The coding region runs from base 21 to 5711 and encodes 1896 amino acids. The record is from RefSeq and is a predicted model, not a curated record.